Messenger RNA from Carassius auratus (goldfish), 708 nucleotides. RefSeq names its product guanylyl cyclase-activating protein 2-like. Gene Ontology annotation, biological process: visual perception. The coding region runs from base 76 to 708 and encodes 210 amino acids. Gene Ontology annotation, cellular component: cone photoreceptor outer segment; photoreceptor inner segment. The record is from RefSeq and is a predicted model, not a curated record. The transcript is spliced from 4 exons. Gene Ontology annotation, molecular function: calcium sensitive guanylate cyclase activator activity; calcium ion binding. NCBI's taxonomy places the organism in Eukaryota, Metazoa, Chordata, Actinopteri, Cypriniformes, Cyprinidae.
AGUAGAUUAUGUCAGUUUACCUGCGAGGAGAAUGCAGCACCGCACGUUCACCUCAGUUAUCGUGGACAUUUUCAUAUGAUCAGCAUAGUGAGUUGUGGACAAAGACUGUCUUUCAGUAUGGGUCAGAUUCAAAGCGAUGAAGAUAAAGAAGUGGAACUAUCAGACAUCCAGCCUCUUUAUACCAAAUUCAUGAGAGAGUGCCCAAGUGGAGCCCUGCAUCUUCACGAAUUCCGCAAGAUCUUCGGGAUUCAGAGCACAUCAGAAGACGAGGCUUUGUACAUAGAAACCCUCUUCAAAUCUUUUGACACAAACAGGGAUGAUGUUAUAGACUUCAUGGAAUUUGUAGCAGCCGUCCACCUGGUUCUGAGAGGCAAACUGGAGGACAGACUGAAAUGGUCUUUUAAAGUUUACGACAAAGAUGACAACGGAAAAUUGGACAGGCAAGAGGUCAAACGUGUUAUAAAGAUUAUUUGCCAACUUCAGAGAAACCACAUCAACAUGACACCCGGUGACAUUUGCGACAGGAUAUUUGAACAUUUGGAUGAAAACAAAGAUGGGGGCACCACACACCAAGGUCCAGUGGCCAUGGAGCUUGUCAUAUCACAGUCACCAGCACUUGCUGUUUGGACACUGCUCUACUACUCCUCCAGAGCCUGCUCAAGUCCACGAGUCACCUGUCCUUUCACGGCCAAGGAGGCCAUUCCUUAA